AAGAACAUAGGUUGGUCCUGAACCCUGAUAUCCAACUCAAGAAACACUCCACACACCCCUCCUUUGUAACCUGUGUCUGAACUCUGAAGACAGCUUUAACACGUGCCUUCUCCAUCUCAUUGGUUCUCUGACUUCUCUGUUGACCCUUCUUCUCUUCUCUUCUCAACAGAGAGAGUGUGAGAGAGAGAGAGAGAGAGAGAGAGAGAGAUUUCUCUUUCAGUGGUCAAUGAAAGGGGAAGUGAAGAUGAAGUCAAAGAUGAAAUGGGUUGGUCUAGUUGGGAUUGUGCUCUCAGCUUUCUCCAUCUUCAUCCACUUUUUCCUUGCCAGAUUCACAGAAUUGGGUGUUGCAGAUUACCAGUCAUCAGUUACAAUCUUCUCUUGGAGACCCAUCUUUGACAAACCGUAUUUUCCCACAAAUAGUCCCACAUAUAGAAGACUUUGGGGUCCUGUGAAGCGUCUUGAAUCCUUGUAUCCGGACUCAAAUCCAAGAGGAUAUUAUGCUGAUCCUGGCUCACAAACAAAUGGGUUUAUUUUUGUUCGGAUACAAGGUGGUUUUCAUGAGAUCAGGAAUUCGAUAUGUGAUGUUGUUGUGAUUUCUCGACUUCUUAAUGCUACAUUAGCAAUGCCUGAGAUCCUAUCAGCAACCAGCAGCAAGGGAAUAAGCUCUCAGUUCAAGAGUUUUGCAUACCUAUAUAAUGAGGACCAUUUUGUAUUCUCAUUAGCAAAAGAUGUCAAAGUUAUAAGAACUCUUCCAAAAGAUCUUAAGAGUGCACGGAGAAAGAAGGAGAUUCCUGUGUUUAGAGUGCCACAUUCGGCGUCUCCUUUUUAUUAUUUGCAUCAUGUUCUCCCAGUAUUGAAGAAGCAUUCAGUGGUUGAACUAGUUGUUUCUGAUGGUGGUUGCUUGCAGGCCAUUCUUCCUCCCUCUUUCAAAGAAUAUCAAAGGCUGAGAUGUCGAGUUUCUUUUCAUGCUCUUCAGUUCCGACAGGAAGUCCAGGAACUUUCUGCUCAGAUUUUGCAGAGGUUACGAGCUCCUGGCCGUCCAUUCAUUGCCUUUGAUCCUGGCAUGACUAGAGAAUCUUUAGCAUAUCAUGGCUGUGCCGAACUGUUCCAGGAUGUGCAUACCGAACUCAUUCAACACAAAAGAGCUUGGAUGUUAAAACGUGGGAUUGUCAAGGGGAAGCUUUCAGUCAACUCAGCUGAAGCAAGACUGAAUGGCUCCUGUCCUUUGAUGCCCGAGGAGAUUGGUAUUCUUCUGCGUGCCUACGGAUACUCAAAGGAUGCAACUCUAUAUGUGUCUGGGGGAGAAGUCUUUGGUGGUCAAAGAACAUUGAUUCCUCUUCACGCUAUGUUUGAAAAUGUUGUUGAUAGAACUUCUCUUAGCACUCCUUGGGAGUUGAUUAGGCUCUAUGGGCAAGAGGUCAACCUUGUUAAUGCUCCUCCUGGACCACCACCUUUCAAAAAAGUAACAAAAGUUGUCGAUUGGAAGGAUGCCGGUGCACGUCCACGCCCACUUCCUCCACCUCCAGCACGGCCCAAAUCAUAUAACAUAGAGGGUUGGUGGGGUUGGGUAGCGGAGAGUGACAAUGAACCUGAUAGUACAGUUAUGGAACUAAGGACCAAUGCCCAUAAAUUACUGUGGGAGGCUAUUGACUAUGUCAUUUGCAUUGACGCUGAUGUGUUCAUCCCUGGAUUCGACCGCGACGGGAAGGGGCAUCCAAAUUUUGCUAGCUUGGUGAUGGGUCACAGGCUAUAUCAGUCAGCUGCAUCAAAGACAUUUAGACCUGACAGAAAGGAAGCUGCUAGACUUGUAGAUGAGAUUCGCAACCACACAUAUCAAACGAAUCAUACUUGGCUUAAAUCAGUUCGCAGGCAUAUGAGGAAAACAUUACUUGAUGGGCUUAUAGAAGCAUCAAAUAAAUCAAAACCAUUAUCCUUUCUCUCUCAUCCAGUCCCUGAAUGUUCUUGCACAAGGCGUGACUCCUUUGAAGUACCAAAGAAUUCUUCUAGUCCUUUAACUUCCCAAGUAUGGAAAGCUCUUGGUGUUUCUCACCGGUGUCCUGCAUGGAUGGAAACCGGUCCAGUUUCUCUAUCAAAAGAUAAGGAGAACGACGAAGAUGGAGACGAGGAUGAUUCUGUAUCCGGGUUAUUCUUUGGACCAAGUGGUGGAAAUGAUGACGGUGAUGGAGAAAUAAACUCUAAAGAAGAAAACCAAUUUGAGGAUCAGGAAGAGCUUGAGGGUGGGGAAAGAUGACAUACAGAUAGUGUUUGAUGGUCCAUCUAACAAUUGAUAAGGUAUUCAUGUACAUAAUAAGAUAAGUUGUUGCUUGCAACUGUUGCUUACAGGAUUCAGUUUUGGGUGAGAGAAGCAAGUAAAGCCAUUUAAAUGUGGCAAUGGCCUAUAACUUUGAUUCAGAAAACCCAUUUACUAGUAGAGAAUCUUCUGUGUAACAUCAGUGUUUUUCUGGCUCAAGUCCUCAAAUCAAAUAUACAGGGAAAUAUAUUGACCGCAUCAGUUUUGGUGUAAGCUUGCACAAUCUUCAUUGUUAAUAUUAGGUUUCAAUUUUGAAUUCUUUGGUAGGAGAACUUCCUGGUUAUCUCUGGUGCACAUACUCAGACUGUAUUUAAUUGAUGUAGCAUUGGCUAGAAUUCAACUCCAUUUUUGUACCUGAGGAGAUAUGGCACUGUGGUGUUAUAAAUUUGCUCUAGAGCAUUUCUUUCCUGAAUGUAUGUGGGAACUAAUCAUUUUUAUUUCCUUUCAUAUUUUGUAAACAUUCGUAAUUGCACUCUCAUAAAUACAUUUUUAAUGCUUGCUUUUAGUGCCUAUUAAAAUUU
This is a messenger RNA of Lotus japonicus, 2832 nucleotides long. RefSeq names its product O-fucosyltransferase 27. Bases 227 to 2251 code for a protein of 674 amino acids. Gene Ontology annotation, cellular component: Golgi apparatus; cytoplasm; endosome. Lineage: Eukaryota; Viridiplantae; Streptophyta; Magnoliopsida; Fabales; Fabaceae. The record is from RefSeq and is a predicted model, not a curated record. The transcript has 10 exons.